Messenger RNA from Colletotrichum destructivum, 9332 nucleotides. RefSeq names its product Putative AAA+ ATPase domain, ATPase, AAA-type, core, cbbX, AAA lid domain, DNA2/NAM7 helicase. The transcript is spliced from 6 exons. Gene Ontology annotation, molecular function: ATP hydrolysis activity; ATP binding; helicase activity. The coding region runs from base 2296 to 9123 and encodes 2275 amino acids. The record is from RefSeq and is a predicted model, not a curated record. Lineage: Eukaryota; Fungi; Ascomycota; Sordariomycetes; Glomerellales; Glomerellaceae.
GCCAUCGCCAUCCUGGCCCUGUGACCCCGGCCUCUGAAGCACCAAGAGGCCUCACGAUACUUGAAGCUUGGGAAGCAAAAUGCAUUGCUAUUUUAUCUAACUGAAUCGUCUGGCUAAUAACAGAAUCUCCCAAUUGCACCCGUCAGCUCCUCAGUACGUGCAUCUUCCGCAGUAGGAACACUUUUCCGAGCACGCCGUGUAGUCGCCGUCGCCUUCGCCCCAUGCCAGAUUGCCGUCGUCGCUGUCAUCGUUGCUGUCUGAAUCUCCCUCAAUGCUGCUGUCCUCGUCGUUUACCGCCUCGCUUGCGGCAUCCGCAGCCAGCCACGCUUUCCACGUGGCCAUCAUAUCGGCCGAGAACACCGGAGACACCCCGGCGCACUGCUUGCGAACUUCGAGCGUCGUGAGCGCCUGGCGGCUGACUUCGAGCCUUCCGUCCUGGCUCGCCCGGGCUAGGCCGACGAUGCGGUGUAAGAGCGCCGCCAGCUGCGAGAGCUCUCGGUUCAUCGACGCCUCCCACGCCUUGACCUUGUCCGACACGUCAAUGACGUCGAUCUCGGUGAAGGUGCCUCGCUCGUGGUACGCCAGGAUGAAGUUGGGGAUCUGCGCCACCCACAGCCGGGGAAGCUCCUCUCCCAAGAAGUCUUUGUCUCGGCGGAGUAUGGACCGCGUCUUGAGGUCGAACACGGCUGUCUGUGGCACCGGGAAGCCGCCCGACAGCAGGUGCAGCUUGGACGAAUGAAUGGAAGUCUUGGAGGUUAUGCCACUGGCGUCCAGACCUUUGGCCAGCGCGUCAAUGGAAUCCUGCUCGUCGUCUGAGGAGGGAACUCUGUUUGACGACGGCCCAAGUUUGUCCUCGAGGUACCCGUCACCCUCGUGCCGGACGAUGCAGCCGAGACCAGCAAAGUCGUACCGAAGGACACGCUGAUGGGACGUCGACUGCCGGACGCUGGCGUCCCAGGUCGUGUAGGUCUCGGGGAACGUGUGGCCGAAUCCCUUGACGUUUGGGAUCGUCUCGGUCGGCGAGUUCUCCCGGCGGAUCAGGUGCACGACGCCGCCGACCACCUCGACGAGCAUGCGGAACGGUCGCUCAUUGCCGCGGACGAAGUGGAGAAGACUCCCGAUGGUGCUUCCGCACGCGACAACGUCCACCGGCUUCGUCAAAGGUUCCGGGUGCAUCGUCAGAACAGCCCUAGUGGCAGGCUCCAUCGGGUGAGCCGGGUAUCUGGCAGCGUUCUUGUCGCGAUAAUAGACGCCGCCGUCUUCCUUGAGUUCCUGGGGCUCAGCGAGCGGCGUCCAUCUGGGCGGCGCGCCUGAGUCGAGCGUUAGCAGGAUGAAGAACGAAGCCGGUCGACCAGCAAGAUCGGAUCACGUACCUGGGAUCAUGACCGUUGGCUGCUUUUUGUCCAGCCAGUUGUACGACGCAACGAGCUCGCAGUUGGUCACCUGGGCAGUAGAUCUGUAGCGCUUAGCCGGCUUGGCCAACUCGGCGACGUCGACCUUCUCAACCAAGAGCCCCAACGGCGGCCCCCGCUGCCGCCACCGAUGGUUGCGUUGGGCCAGGCUGUAUCCCACCUUUUGCUUUUGGUACAUUGCGUUGUUGCUGAAGGAUGAAGACUGAGGUAAGUAGGUGUUGUGAAAAAGAGACAAGACCACAACACAGGAGGGACUGCGCGUCGACGCGAGAGUCGUUGCUAUGUUUGUAUUCACCCUACCCUGUCUCUGUUUGCUCUGUGGGCGUCCAGCCAGCCACUCAGGAGCUCAGCCAGGUGAAGCUUUCAUGCAACCUUCAUGCUGGAGGCCAGCCUUACUGUGUAUUCACAGGCAAACAAAGUCUAACCUUGUCUUCCUCGGAGUGGGAUGAGGGGAGGUGAAGCUCGGCACGUGAUGGAAUACGCGCCGUCCCUCCCAUGAGGCAGCAUUUGGUCUGUCUGUCUGACUGUCUCUCACUUCCCACCUCCCACCUCCUACCUCUCUCCUUUUCACUUUUGACGUCAACCAUUGGCUUUUUGUCUGUCUGCCUAUUCUACUCAUCUCGAUAUAGCAGACCGGCCAGGCAGAACUCUUCCUUUUGCCAGUCCGCUCGGAAUACCAAGCUAUUUUCUCAACUCAUCAACUCCCAUCCCCUUCAACUCUAGACUCUACCGCCAGACAGAAACAACCCGGGUUGGGUGACCAGCUUCAUCUCAGUUGGUAGAACCGGAUAUCCUCUGAACCCAUCAACUACCAUUUCCAUCACCUGCACACCAACACCAUCACCUUGUACCAUCACCUUAUAUCAACAUCUCGGAGCGCACCAUGACGUCUUCCACCUCGGACCCUCGUCGUGCUGCUCGCCUGCUGAAGGUGUUUCGGGAUGUCACCAAAGGGGGCAAAGCAAUCAUCACAGCUGCAGAUGCCCGUCUGUUCCUCGAGGCCGUCCGGACGAACCCAUCGCCCGCUGCUUGCUUGGAAAUUAUUACGGCUAGCGAAAUUGCCAAGAACGCCAUCCGACACAGCAUCCGGAUCGACUUGUCGACCACCUUCGUUCGGUCCCACGUCAUCCCGUUCAUGGCGUACUUAAUCGAUCCAGCAGUGAAAAUGAUGUACGACGGCGAGCUCCUUCAUCAGCUGUUGCUUAUCAUCGCCCAGCCGCCCGUUCUCUGGGACAACCUUUUGCACGUCUAUCGGGACUCCCAGAUGGCCGAAGAAGAGCUCUACGUGUUUGCCUGGCUCUGUCUCGAACUAGCGAGCCUCUCCGAUAGCGAGCUCAACGGCAUUGUCGAUGACAUCUCCAUCGCUUUGGAGCAGUCGCCAUUGCAGAACGCUCGAGAUCACAGAACCCGCGAUCUUACGUACAAAAUCAAGAAAGUCCUCGAGCUCAGAUCGUCCACCGCUCCUGACACAGGCUUUGAAACAGCCGGUGGCCGUCAUGACAAUGACUUCGUCAACUUCCGGGACAUCUCCGUCUUUCCCACAAGCGACGAGUUCUACUCGAGCGCGCCGCCAUUCUACCGACGAGCAGCCGAAGUCGCUGGCAUUGGCUUCGCACAACGACCGCGGGUCCAUCUCGACAACCAGUUCCGCCUCCUCCGCGAGGACAUGCUUGGAGAGCUUCGAGAUGAACUGAAGGUGGCCACAGGGAGAAAGAAGAACAAGAAGACGGCCCAGAUCCUCACCGACUUGGCGUUCACGGGCAUCGAUACCGGCGAUGAGAAACGAGGCCACUUCUGUGCCGUGCUUGUUGCGUGUAAGCAGGGAUUGGAAGCCCUGACGAGAGUGACACCACUCAGGCGCCAGGCCUUUUUGAAUGAUUGCAGGAGCUUCCUUCGUCACCAGUCGUUCGGUGCCUUGUGUCGAGACGACAACAUCGUCGCCUUUGUCUUUUUACUCCGCGAUGUCGACGAGCUGCGCAAGGAGCCGCCCGUACUCUCCCUGCAAUUUACCAGCAGCGAUGCCACUGGCAGAGCUCUGCUGGCUCUUCGUGCGCCCAAGGAUCUCAAGUUCAUUCUUGUCGAUACUCCGGUCUUUGCCUAUCAGCCUGUCCUAGAACGCCUGCAAGACAUGGUCGAGAUGCCUCUCGGAGGGGAACUGCUUCGGCUCGAUGCCGACGACGAGGACGACCAGUCACUCGAUUCGUUGCAACAUGGUACUCUCGUGCAGGUCCAGAUAGGACGGCUACGGCAGCUGCUGGAUGGCGAGUCGCGCAAGCUUGAUCUGGGUGACCGACGCCUUGAUCUCGACCAUUCUCAGAUCCGGGCUUUGCUACACACGUUAGAGAGCCCAGUGGCCCUCAUCCAAGGCCCUCCUGGAACUGGUAAGUCGUUUGUGGGCGCCCUGGCAGCCAAGGUGCUUCUGAUGGACCCCUCAACGCGCAUCCUGGUACUCAGCUAUACCAACCAUGCCCUCGACCAGUUCCUCGAGGAUCUCAUGAAAAUCGGCAUCCCGUCCAUUGAAAUGGUGCGGCUCGGCUCCAAGUCGACAGCAAAAACCGCCUUGUUGUCACUGGACGUGCAGCUGCGUGCGAGCAUCGACCGACGGAGUCCAGAGGCAUGGGAACUCAUCAACAACACAAAGGAAGAACUCACCAACAUCAGAGAAAAGAUCAACGAUGAAUGCAGCAGCCUCGUCCACGGAAGGGUAAGCUCGAUGGAGAUACUGAGCUUUCUCGAGUUCUCCGACGAGGACGCGGCGUUCUACGAGGCUUUUCUUCUACCCGAACAAGACGAGGGCUUCGCGCUGGCGGGCAAAGACAACAAAGCCAUGAAGCCCGACUACCUUCUCGAUCGGUGGAUUCAGGGCCUUGAUGCCGGCGAGCUGCAUCAAUUCGUCCAAGCUAGAAGCAAGAGCAUCUGGGAGAUGCCCGAAGAUGAGAGGCGCAAGCACGCCCAAGGCUGGGCCGAGUCUCUGCAGAAAGAACGAAUCGAAGCGGCUGAGGGCCUGAUCAAGCGUUUCAAUGAGGCCCAAGAGAAGGUGAAUACCCUGUACAAUGAGAGGAAGUGUGCGUUCAUCAAGAAGAAGAAACUCAUCGGAUGUACCACCACCGCGGCCGCCAAGUACAAGUCGCUCAUCAAGGCCGCCCAGCCGGACGUCGUCCUCGUCGAGGAGGCCGGUGAGAUCCUCGAGGCUCACGUGCUGACUGCGCUGCACAGCAUGACCAGCCAGCUAAUCUUGAUCGGAGACCACAAGCAACUCCGGCCCAAGAUCAAUAACUUCGCACUGAGUGUGGAGAAGGGGGAUGGGUUCGAUCUCAACCGCUCGCUCUUUGAACGUAUGAUUCUCCAGGGGCAUCGACAUGUCACGCUCCAGAAGCAACAUCGCAUGCACCCCCAAAUCUCGGACCUUGUCCGACAUAUGACGUACCCUGACUUGCUCGACGAUCCUAAGACUGAGGCACGCAAGGCGCCCAAGGGACUGCAGAGCCGAGUCAGCUUCAUCAACCACAGUCACCCGGAGGAGGCGGCCAGCGAGAUCGCCGAACGCCGCGACGGCGGCCUUCCCGCAAGCAAACGGAACCACUUCGAGGCGGGGAUGGUCCUGAAGCUGGUCAAGUACCUGGGGCAGCAGGGCUAUGGCACGGAGAAUCUCGUCGUCCUCACGCCGUAUCUGGGCCAGCUUCGACUGCUCCGGGACAUGCUGAGCCACGAGAACGACCCCUGGCUCAACGACCUGGACUCGUUCGAGCUCAUCCGUGCGGGGCUGAUGACGGUGGCGGCGGGCAAGGUGAAGUCUGGUUCGAGAGGGAUUCGGCUGUCGACCAUUGACAACUACCAGGGCGAAGAGAGCGAUAUCGUCAUUGUUUCACUGACACGAAGCAACAACAACGGCGACAUUGGCUUCAUGAAGGCGCCAGAACGCCUGAACGUGCUGUGUUCCCGAGCAAGAGAGUGCCUCAUCCUGAUAGGAAACAUGGAGACCUUCAUGGCGUCUUCGCAGGGCCAGGCGAUCUGGCUGCCAUUCUUCAGUCUGCUCAAGGAAAAGGAGUACCUGCAAGAUGGCGUUGCCAUUCGCUGCCAACAGCAUCCCGAGAAGACGGCUUUGCUAACCAAACCCGAAGACUUUGACAUAAAGUGUCCCGAGGGAGGCUGCGACGAGAUCUGCAACGCCUCCUUGUCAUGCGGCAAACACACGUGCCAGAUGAGAUGUCAUCGAAUUGCAGACCACCGCAAGGUCCCAUGCAUGGAGCGCAUUGGGAAGACGUGCGAUCGGGGCCACAACUUCACCGUCCGAUGCACCGACCAAGACGCCGCGUGCCGUGACUGUCGACUGGAAGACGAAGAUAUUCGUAGAAGACUGCAGCGAGAUCUCCAGAUGGAAAAGGAUCGCGAAGCGGCGCAGAAGCGCUACGCCAAGGAGCUCCAGGAGAUGCAGGACGAGCUCGACCACGAACGACGCCUGAUAAAGUACGCCCAAGAGGAGAGUGAGCACAAGGAAAUGCUUGAGAAGACCCGCGCGGAGCUCAACGACUUGAAAGCGACGAGGGAUCGAGCACAGAAGAUGCAGGCUGCCGAGCAGGCCCGAAAGUCAGAAAGUUCAGCAGCCAAAGUUCAACGAGGCGAUGCCCCGGAACCAUGGCAGCCACCGGCACCUGAUGAGAGUGCUCAAGCAGAAUGGAAUGCCAUGAAGAAGGAUGGCGCAAGCAGCGCUGCUCUGGACGGACUGAUGGGCAUGAUCGGCAUAGAGAGUGUCAAGAAGGAGUUCCUGUCCAUCAAGAACAAGGUCGACAUCGCGGUCCGGCAAGGCAUCUCACUGUCGACGGAGAGAUUUGGCUGUACGCUUUUGGGAAACCCGGGCACUGGCAAGACGACUGUAGCACGGAUCUACAGCAACUUUGUGACAUCGGUCGGUGUCAUCGCCGGCAGCUGCUUCAAGGAGACGUCUGGCUCGAAGCUUGCGGCGAUGGGAGUUUCGGGCUGCCAACAGAUGUUGGACGGCAUGCUCAACAACGGCGGUGGCGUCCUCUUCAUCGACGAGGCCUACCAACUCUCGUCCGGUAAUAGCCCCGGAGGGCGGGGGGUGCUUGACUUCCUGCUCGCCGAGGUGGAGAACCUCACGGGCAAGAUCAUCUUCCUUCUGGCCGGCUACAGCAAGCAGAUGGAGUCCUUCUUUGCCCACAAUCCGGGCUUCCCCAGCCGUUUCCCGACGGAGAUGAAGUUUGACGACUUUGAAGAUGACGAGCUCCUGCGGAUUCUCCAAUAUCAGAUUCAGAAGAAGUACAACGACCGCAUGAAGUGGGAGGAUGACCUCUACCUCCGCGUCGUCACCCGGAAACUCGGCCGGGGGCGAGGCAAAGUGGGAUUCGGCAACGCGAGAGCGGUCGAGAAUCUCCUCGCCAACAUCUCCAAGAGACAGGCCAACAGACUCCGAAAGGAGCCCCGUGCUGGAGCCAAGACCAAUGACCUGCUCUUCACCAAGGAGGACCUGGUCGGGCCGGAACCGUCAAGCGCCCUCUCCAGUUGCAAGGCCUGGAAGAAUAUUCAAUGUCUCGUCGGCCUCUCGUCGGUCAAAGAGUCGGUCAAAGCUCUGGUCGACAGCAUUCAGUCGAACUAUCUCCGUGAGCUCGCCGAGGAGCCCGUCAUCGAGUAUUCACUCAACAGGGUCUUCCUCGGGUCACCCGGGACUGGCAAGACCACCGUCGCGAAACUUUACGGCCAAAUACUGGUGGACAUUGGACUGCUGUCCAACGGAGAAGUGGUUGUCAAGAACCCGUCCGACUUCAUAGGUACGGUUCUGGGCGCCUCUGAGGCCCAGACCAAAGGCAUUCUCGCAGCGACAGAGGGCAAGGUUCUCGUCAUCGACGAAGCGUACGGCCUUUGCGGUGGCAGCAGCGGCGGCAGUGGAUCAGUCGGAAAAUUCUCCGACCCUUACAAGACUGCAGUGGUCGACACCAUUGUGGCCGAAGUCCAAGGCGUCCCGGGAGAAGACCGCUGCGUGCUGCUUCUCGGCUACAAGGACCAAAUGGAGGAAAUGUUCCAGAACGCGAACCCAGGCCUUAGCCGCCGAUUCCCCCUUUCCUCGGCCUUUACUUUCGAAGACUUUGACAGCUCCGAACUGGCAAAGAUCCUCAAUCUCAAGCUCGAUCAACAAGGCUUCUCGGCCACUGACCAGGCAAAGAGAGUUGCCUUGGAGAUGCUGGAACGGGCGCGCAACAGGCCGAACUUUGGCAACGCCGGCGAGGUGGACAUUCUCCUCAACGAAGCCAAGGCCCGCCACCAGCGCCGUCUCUCGUCCAAGGAGACGGACAAACUCUCGACCCUCGAGGCACUCGACUUGGACGAAAACUUUGACCGGGCGGAACGCACCGAUACUAACGUGGCCAAACUGUUCGAGGGCACCGUCGGCUGUGAGAAGAUCGUCGCCACGCUGGAAGGGUUCCAGGAGAGCGUACGGUCCAUGAAGUCUCUUGGGAUGGACCCCAAAGAGAACAUCCCCUUCAACUUUCUCUUCCGCGGCCCCCCCGGGACGGGCAAGACGUCCACGGCGAGGAAGAUGGGAAAGGUCUUUUACGACAUGGGGUUCCUGGCCACCGCCGAGGUCCUCGACCGUUCUGCGUCCGAUCUCGUUGGGCAAUACGUUGGGCAGACGGGUCCCAAGGUCCGGGAACUCCUCGACAAGGCUCUUGGUCGGGUGCUGUUCAUCGACGAGGCGUACCGCUUGGCCGAGGGUCACUUCGCCCAGGAAGCCGUUGACGAGCUCGUCGAUUCCGUCACCAAGGACAAGUACAAGGGCCGUAUGGUCAUCAUCCUGGCGGGCUACGACGACGACAUCAACCGGCUGAUCUCGGUCAACCCGGGCAUGUCCAGCCGCUUCCCCGAGGUUAUCGACUUCUACAGCCUCAGCGCCGAGGAUUGUUUCGACCUUCUGCUUCAGCUCCUCACGAAGCAGAAGCACAUGCUCGAGAGCAAGAAGCCGUUCAACCGCCUUGUGCUGAACUGCCUCGAGUACCCCACGACAGACUUCACGGACGAUGUCGUCAGCGACUUCCGCGCGCUCUCGGCGCAACCCAGCUGGGCCAGCGCCCGCGAUGUCGAGACUCUGGCCAAGUCCAUCUUCUCGGUGGCCAUGAAGUCCCGCCAGGGCACGUGUAUCACGGUCACGGAAGCCAUGGUCGAGGCGGAGCUCGACAAGAUGUUUGACGAGCGGGAGAUCCGCGGCAAGCAAGCCGAAACCACACGCAAGAGGGUCAGGUUGCAGGAUUUCUUCAUGGCACCUCCACCCGCUCAGACGCCGCACAAGAUCAGCUCGCAGUAUCAGGCAUCCACCAAGGAAGACGAGGCGAGUUGCACGCCGCCCGAAAGCCCGACCGCAGAGGUCGACGACUGCAAGCGCAAGUCAGUCCGGGACGCCGACGUCAGCGAUGAGGUCUGGGAGCAGCUGGAGAGGGACAAAAAGGCACAGGAGGAGAGAGACGCCAAGUACCGGGCCUUGCUCGAGACGAAGCGCAAGGCGGUCGGUGCCGCGCGCGAAGCCAUCCUCAUGGAACUGAUCGAGGAGGAAGAGCGGCUCAAGAAGGAAGAAGAGCAACGGAAGAAGGCCGCGAAAAUGGGAAGAUGCCCGAUGGGUUACGAUUGGAUCAAGCAGGCUCAGGGGUUUCGGUGUGCGGGGGGGUCGCAUUACAUCUCUGAUGAUGAGAUUGCCUCGUCUUAAAAGACGAGUGAAGUUGAUGGGGUUGCUUGUCUGUCUCUGAGGGGUCGAUACAUGUCUCUGUGUUCUGUUUGUAUCGUUAUAGAAGAUCUGCUAGGAGUUUAUACUGGUAUUUCUGAGCGCCCUUCCAGGUUUGAAGUCUCUGCUUCAUUGACUCGACGGCCUGUAUUGAUCUCCGCUAGGGUCAACAGCAAUCGAUCAAUAUCGCAGCG